CGGAAGUGGGUGGUGGACUCGCCGUCACCACACCAGUCAGACCACCGUCGACACAGAGUCAGCUGGGAUGAAGCUCGGCACCGGAGAACCAGAGGGAUUGAUCCGGUUCUGAGGCUGAACGCCGUCCUGGUGAUCACGCGGUGAAGCGAUCGGAUUGUUUAAAGGAGAAGAAAAGAAAACCUGAACAUCGCCGACAUGAUGGAGGAAAUAGACAGAUUCCAGGUACCGAGCGCGGUGCAGGAGGCAGAGAUGCAGUCCGAGAUGCAGCCGCUGGACCCGGCUUCUUCCACUGCCUCGGAGGCAGAGUCCGACACCAGAGAAGGAGAAGCUGUUACUAUCAACUAUAAGCCCUCACCCCUCCAGAUGAAAAUAGAGAAACAAAGAGACCUGGCCAGGAAGGGCUCAUUAAAGAACAACAACACUGUAGGUAGUCCGGUUAACCAGCAGCCCAAGAAGAACAACGUCAUGGCCAGAACACGGUUGGUAGUACCCAAUAAAGGUUAUUCAUCUUUAGACCAGAGCCCAGACGAAAAGCCCCUGGUGGCCUUAGAUACCGACAGUGACGAUGAUUUCGACAUGUCUAGAUACUCGUCGUCUGGAUAUUCUUCUGCAGAGCAAAUCAAUCAGGAUCUGAACAUCCAGCUGCUGAAAGACGGCUACCGCCUCGACGAGAUCCCAGACGACGAGGACCUGGAUCUGAUCCCGCCCAAAUCAGUCAACCCGACCUGCAUGUGCUGCCAGGCGACCUCCUCCACGACCUGCCAAAUCCAGUAACCCCUCCCUCCCAAAACCGCCGGUCCCCUUGUCCCUCACAAACUUAAACCCGCUGUCUUCAUCCGCUGUGAGUUUACUUCGCCACCAGAGUGGCAAAAUGUGAGGCAUUUAUAGAAUAUUGUCAUGACAGUAAAGUGCUAUGAUGAUUAGGUAAAUAAUCACACUAACAAAUAAAAACUUUGGUACAAAAUCUUGAACAUAGAGGAAAGCAUAUGUAAUGGUAAAAGCAGUAAAGUGGCGGAUUCCUCCUAUGGCAGGAAACACACUUCUGUUUAAGAGCUCCCUCCUCCUGGCGGACGCCAUGUGACCCUGAUAUUAGUUUACAGACACAAAAAAGGUCAGCUGCUGCUGUGAAGUGGUUUCCAUUUCCCUGACUGGUAACAAACAUGAUCAUAACUGCUGACUCAACUGUUCUGCUCUGGUUUGCCUUGUUUUAAUAUAUUUUUUUCCUUUUAUUUUAAUGUACUAACUAUGAGAUC
Molecule: messenger RNA, 1253 nt
Organism: Xiphophorus hellerii (green swordtail)
Lineage: Eukaryota; Metazoa; Chordata; Actinopteri; Cyprinodontiformes; Poeciliidae
Gene: fam219ab
Product: family with sequence similarity 219 member Ab
Exons: 6
Coding region: 196-774 (192 amino acids)
Source: RefSeq, a predicted model, not a curated record